UAUUUGCAAGUCGAGAGCCGCGCGAGUCAGACGUGCAGCUACAAAAACUACAAACAAGCCAAAACGUAUAACUAAUAAAAUACUCACAAAAGUAAUAAUAACAAAAUCGAACACCAAACCGCAUGCAAAGUUCAUUUGGCUAAUGGAAAAGGCCAGAGUCAAAGCCAAACAAUAUUUGAAAAAACUGCAAAAAAUAAACAAUACAAUGAACGGGAAUAUGUGAAAGUGUUUGCGAAUAAUUAGCGCAUCGAUGCCCGCGUGGCCCACAUCUGCAAAUUGGGCAAAUCUAUAAUUCAUGGGUCGGCUUAACAGGACACGGAUUCGGACUCUGAAAGGGCGGAUAGGGCUCCUGGCCUGUUUGCAUAUGUAAAUACAUAAAGGGUUUAAUCUGCAGGCGAUUGGGCGGCAAACACGUGCUAAACUGUGCCAAACAUAGCCCGCAAACAUCCAAACGCAAACUAAACCAAAAAGUGUAUCUCUGUAUCUGUGUAUCAGUGGAUCUGUGCAUCUGUGUUCCUGUGCAUGUGUAUCUAUGAAUUCUGGCCUAAAAUCAAUUACUAUUUAUUACACGAACAUGCUGCAGCGACUCUAACAACAAAGCCACCAAAAACAAUGCCUCAAUCAGCUUCAACGGCCCCGUGGCUAUGCAAAAUAGCCAUAGCCAUGAUAUUCCUAAUGCUGCAUCCACAUUCCAGCGCUGCCCUGCUACUCAAAUGUCCGCUGCACCAGAUGCAGCUCCAGAAGAUUGUGGGAUUCCGACCGCCGCUCGAUCAUCUAAGCGAGGGAAAUUUGAUCUAUGCACCGCCUCCUGGUAGCAAGUUCAAAGAUCGGGAUAGACGCAGCGGAGGCGUGGAUUGGGAUCGCCGCAGUGCGGAUAAGGAUUGGGAUCGCCGGAGCGGGAAUCAGAAUGGAGACCAGGAGCCGCCGGCUAGUCAGAUGUGCUGGCGCAUCUGCGACGAGGAUCCCGACUGCAUUGCCUAUGUGCAUCUGUUGGACACGGACGAGUGCUAUGGGUAUUCCUACUUUGAGCGCACCUCCCGCUAUCUGGCCAUAUCAGGGGAACUGCCGCUGGUGGCCGAUGCCGAGGCCGUGUUCUACGAAAAGACCUGCCUGAGGGUUCCCGAUGCGUGCAAAGGUCGUCUGUGGGCGCUGACCAAAAUUCCCGGUAGCACGCUGGUGUUUCAGAGCAAGAAGACCAUUUCGCGGCUGGUCACGCGUCGUGAGUGCGCCGAGAGAUGUUUCUUCGAAACCCAAUUCAAAUGCCUCUCGGCCUCGUUCGCCCCCUCGUAUCGGAACAAUCGUGAGCGGUUUCGCAACGAUGUGGGUCCCAGUCCAUCGCCACGCCUGGGGCGGUGCAUGCUGAGCGACAGGGACAAGACCAUCCAGCCAGAUGCCUUCAGGGCGGCGCCCUACGAUGAGGAGUACAUGGAGAACCAGUGCCACGAGCGGGCCAUAGAGAGCGACAACUGCUCGUACGAGCUCUAUGCCAACAGCAGUUUCAUCUACGCGGAAGCCAAAUAUUUGGGCCUAACCCAGAAAGAGUGUCAGGCGCUGUGCUCGCACGAGUCCAAAUUCUACUGCCAGGGGGUCUCCUUCCACUAUGUGAACCAGCUCAUCCUCUCCGAGUGCCUCCUACACUCGGAGGACAUUGUUUCGCUGGGUCCGCGCAGCCUGAAGCUUCGCGAUAACUCAGUCUAUAUGCGACGGGUUAAGUGCCUGGAUGUUCAAGUCUUCUGCACGAGGGAGGAGAUGAGCAUCAGGUACAACCCGAAGGACUGGUUUGCCGGCAAGAUCUAUGCCAGCAUGCACUCGAAGGACUGCCUGGCACGCGGAACGGGCAACGACAGUGUCCUCUUGACGCUACGAAUUGGCAGCGAGGUCAAGGAGAACCGAUGCGGAAUCCUGCGGGCCUAUGAAAUGACGCAGGCAUACCAGAGAACAUUUAUCUCCGCCUUGGUGGUCAUACAAAACAAUCCGAAUGUACAGACCCAAGGCGACCGACUCAUCAAAGUCGGCUGCAUCCAGAGCAACGCCACCGCCUCGCUGGGCGUGUCUGUGCGGGACAGCAGUGUGGACGCCUCGGAGCACGUACCCAGUGCCAUUGCUCUGGAGUCCUCGGUGGAAUAUGCCGAGCACAUGUUUCCCCACGAGGGAGUGGUACACUACAACAGCACCACUGGACCCCAGCCGCAUCCCAAGAUCACGCUCCAGAUAGUCGACCUCUCGCACCAGCACGAAACGAAUGACGUGCAAAUUGGCCAGAAUCUGGAGCUCCAAAUCGUGGCUGAAUACAGCCCGCAUCAGUUGGCCGAGCAUCUGGAGCUGCAGCUGGCCCCACUGCCGGAUUUCCGAGCGACCUCGCUGGUGGCCAAAACGCAGGAUAACGAGAACUACGUGCUGCUAAUCGACGAGCGCGGCUGUCCCACCGAUGCCAGUGUCUUUCCGGCCCUGGAGCGCGUUCGCACACACUCCAGGAGUAUGCUGCGAGCCCGCUUCCAUGCGUUCAAGUUCUCCGGCACCGCCAACGUCAAUUUCGAUGUGAAGAUCCGGUUCUGCGUGGACAGGUGCUCCCCUAGCAACUGUGUGGGCCACAGCAGUGACACCUGGCAUCGUCACAGGCGCCAGGUGGAGCACCCGGAGCGGCAGCUAGAGCAGCUAGAGCAGCGGAGAGUUCAGAAUCCCGUGUACAUCUCGACAGUUGUGGAUGUGCUGCCGGAUUUGCCCACCAACACGACAACACCAACGACUACUCCUCCCAUGGGCAACGCGAGUGCGCAGAUGGAGCUGCCGCUUAACUACAAUCUUCGCGUUCACGGUCCGGACCAGACCAACGCCAACAGUUACAUGUAUGGAGAGCGGGGCGUGCUGCUGAUUGCUGGCAUCGACGACCAGCUGCAUCUGGAUAACGUGUGCAUGAACCAGAGCCUGCUGAUAGCACUGUUCAUUUUCUGGCUCAUCUGCCAGGUGGCUAUGCUCUUUGGCUGCGGCAUGGUGCUGCAGCGGUACAGACGCCUGGCCAAGCUGGAGGAGGAGCGGCGGCGACUGCACGAGGAGUACCUAGAGGCUAGACGCGUGCACUGGGCGGACCAGGGCGGAUACACACUAUAAUUGUCUGGGACGCGUACAAAAUGCAUCUUAAUUUAAUAAACUAAUGCGAAUCUUACAUAC
Messenger RNA from Drosophila miranda, 3168 nucleotides. RefSeq lists its product as uncharacterized. Bases 523 to 3108 code for a protein of 861 amino acids. The transcript is spliced from 8 exons. Lineage: Eukaryota; Metazoa; Arthropoda; Insecta; Diptera; Drosophilidae. The record is from RefSeq and is a predicted model, not a curated record.